Molecule: messenger RNA, 711 nt
Organism: Strongylus vulgaris
Lineage: Eukaryota; Metazoa; Nematoda; Chromadorea; Rhabditida; Strongylidae
Source: the annotation of a GenBank genome assembly
AUGGUAUCUCCUUGGAUAGCUGUUAUCCCUGUGGUUCUUGUAAUUAUCACUCUAAUACUAUUCCUUGUUCUAUAUUUCUCGACUCCAUCACGAAGAAAUUUCUGCUUAAAAAAGAAACAUGCUGUUGUAACUGGCGGAUCAAAGGGGAUUGGCAAGCAGUUGGCUUUAUCUUUGAUUUCAAGAGGUUGCAACGUUUCUAUCAUCGCAAGAAACGAAAAUGAUUUGAAGGCGGCUUGUGAAGAACUGCAAGCAGCUGCCGAUCAACGAGGCCUGCAACAAAAAGUCCGCUGGUACUCUUUAGAUCUUACCAAAGAUUAUAAUGAGGUUGAAGAAGUUAUUCGUCGUGCUGAGGCCGAACUUGGUCCCGUCGAUGUUCUCAUUAAUAAUGCUGGCACAAGUGUUCAGGCUCCGUUCCAUAUUCAACCAAUUACCGAUUUCGAGAAUCAGAUGCGGAUCAAUUACCUGAGUGCGGUAUACGCUACUAGGUGUGUGGUGACUAGUAUGAUGUCUAAGCGUUCCGGUCACAUAUCUUUUGUUUCAUCAGCGGGUGGACAGUGUGCCAUUUAUGGUUACACUGCUUAUGCACCUACUAAGUUCGCUUUAAGAGGAUUUGCCGAUGCUCUACAAAUGGAACUAUUUCCAUACAAUAUCAAUAUAUCCGUGCUAUAUCCGCCAAACACAGAUACGGAAGGAUUCAAAGUUUGUUUUUUU